GUACAUCAGAAGUACUUAACUUACCGCACUUACUCAUAUAAUAAUAUUUAAUAUUCAAGUCUGGAUCUGCGUGAUAAGAAGAUGAACAGCUGUGUUGUGAAUAUCUGCAUAUUUCUGUUCCUUACAGUGCAGGGUACUCUGGGAUCAGAGCUCACCAUCAAAGUGUGGAAGAAUGCUUCUGUAACACUUGAAUGUUACAGCAGCGAGAAAUUAGUCAAGUGUUGCCCUUCAACCCCUCAGAAUUGCCCCAAGUGUACAGAUACUGCACCACUGAACCACCCCUCUGUAACUUAUAGCAGAUAUAAAUAUAAUAUGUUGUCUGGACUCAAACCCAGUGACUCGGGUCUGUAUGUAUGCUUAGGGUCACACAGAAAUCUUGGGAAGAAGUACAGGCUAAAUGUGAUUGAAGAUAAAAACCCAACUGUUGUGAUCGGGACUGUGGGACAACCCAUCAUCCUAUCAUGUUGCCCUGAGCUGGACAACAUGACUUCCUUAGGGAAUCACUGGUGCCGGUUGGCCAACGCCAGUGCGUGUCACGGCUCAUUCAGCCUGGAGAAGCGUAAUCUAACACACAACGAUACAGGGUCUUACAGAAUCACACAGACUUUUCAAAAUCAGACAAAGGUCCAUGUAGUGGAACUUCAAGUAAAAGACAAACCUGAUUUUUUGCAGGUCAGUCCUGUUCUGAUCAAGCAUGCUCAGCUUCAGAUCCAAUGCCAGUAUUCCCAGGAAUUGCAAGACUAUCAAAAAUCUUGGCUAUGUAAUUCUGCUGCAUGUCCCGAGACAGUAAGGAGUGUAGAUGACAGAUUCCAGUCUGCCCUAAUAUUGACUAUUGAUCAUGCAGCUUGCUCAAGUAUUACGUCUUUCGAAUGUGUGGCAGAGAACAAAGGACGCUAUAUAAAGUCUAAUGUUUAUAGUAGAGCCUUGCCCCGAAAUCCUGUUUUAGAUGUGGAGGUACCUUCUUAUGUGAGGUUUGACAGUAAAAAAGUGAAAGUAAACAUUUACACCCAGCUUACUCUCAUUUGUUACAAACGUGAUAGGUAUUAUGACUAUUAUGAUAGAUUUGGUCCAAAAUACGAACAUAUUUUUCGACCCCCAAUUACUUGGUGUCGACUGAGUGGUAUCUCUUACUGUCCGAAAGUUACAGAGAAUGUAGUAGAGACAAGAUUUUCACUUAACUUACAAAUAUGUGUCACUCCAAACGACGAUGGAGCAAGAUAUCGCUGCAGCGGGAAUACAGAGAUUCAAAUUGUUGUCAAUGUACCUCCUCCUCCUGCUCCUCCUCCUAGACCUCGCCCUCCUCCUCCUCCUCCUCCUACUCAUAAUCCAAAUAUUAUAAACUCAACAAGUGCAAGCAUCAUAAUAGUUGUGGUCACAGUAAUUCUUCUUAUCAUCAUUUUGUUGGUUGCUGUCUCCAAAUUCCAGGGUAAAAAUAUCAGGGAAAGGCUGUUUGCAAGGAGAACAGAGUUGACAGCAGUUGACGCCCAUGCUAAUAUGUACGCCAACUUAGUUGCCAACUAUUAUAGUAACAAUCGACGGAUAGCGCCGCUGCCUGAUAAACAGGAAGAAGGGGACGACAAGGAGGCCUCAAGUAGCUCAGAUGAUGAGUUUGAGGAGUUGCCUGUUCGCCCACAGACGUCCUCCAGCGUCAUACAAGAGGAAACAGAUUAUGUCAGGGUUAAACCUGGGAGAGCAGCCCGAGCUCAGAGCAAGACAAACAAAGCCAAGAAACAGUUUCAGGGCAGCGCUCAGAGUAGCUCAGGGUACUCUGAGGACAAAGAGGAUGAUGAUGAAGAUGAAGUCACCUACACUCAUGUGAUCAUCAAACCCAAACAGCAACCUAAGUAGCUCCAUCAGAAAAUGAACUGUGGAGUAAUGAUGAUGACGAGUUAGGUGACGAGAGUUUAAUGAACUAUUCUUUAAUUUUAUUCUUCAAUUUUUUUUUUAAUAUAUUAUUAUUAUUUGGCAUUUUUCAAGCUUUAUUAGACAGUGACAGAGAGAAUGGAAGAGGGACACAGAGACAAAGGGACUUCAGGUAGCUCUGCUGCUGUAAUUUUGCAAUCUUAUGUAACUCAUUUGUAUUGUCUGUGUGGUAUACAGUGUUACAUUUAAGGCCAUUCAAGUGUAAAAAUAUUUUUAGCUUUAUGUAUGAAAUGUGUUUCACAUGAGGUUGUCUGUUUGGUUCGGUUCUGUUGAUUUUGUGGAUCCUGCUUUAGUGUUCAGGAACUUUUAUGAUGUACUUAUUUCCUAUUUUUUGAAACAUGUGGAAUGACAGUGCCAUAAUCACAUCCUCCAGAAAUAAUAUAUGUUAUAAAAUAACAUGUUAAACUCAACAAAGACACAUUUAUU
Molecule: messenger RNA, 2349 nt
Organism: Centropristis striata (black sea bass)
Lineage: Eukaryota; Metazoa; Chordata; Actinopteri; Perciformes; Serranidae
Exons: 8
Coding region: 82-1848 (588 amino acids)
Source: RefSeq, a predicted model, not a curated record